ACAACAUUAAAUUGCCCCUUUAAUUCUUCUUCAUUAUUUUCUUCUUCUUCUUCUUCUUUCUCUCUUCUUCAAACUUUUCCGACCGCCAUUAAACCUUCAAAACCCACCACCCCCAUCUGUGGCGGCCGCCCAUAAAUUAAUAUGGAUGAUGUUUCCUUCAACCAUAAUAACCACCACCAAUUCUAUUCAUCUGAUCCAUUCGAAGAUUCCGACGAAUUAAAACCCACCCCCGACUCUCCUCCUCCUACUUCCACCAUCGCCGCUGCCGCCACCACCAAAAAGGGCAGAGGAAUGAAGAAGAAAAUUGUAUCAGUGAAAAUUAACGGCGACAGCCCAAGAAAUUCCUCCGGUUCCGCAACUCCACCUUCAGAUUCAUGGGCUUGGAGAAAGUAUGGUCAAAAACCCAUCAAAGGCUCCCCUUAUCCGAGGGCGUAUUAUAGGUGUAGUAGUUCAAAGGGAUGUCCAGCGAGGAAGCAAGUAGAGAGGAAUCGGCUUGAUCCAACCACGUUGGUCAUUACAUAUUCGUGUGAGCAUAAUCAUUCCGGUCCGGUUUCUAGAAAUAACAACAACAACAAUAAUCAGAAUAACCAAAUCGUUGUGAUGAAACCCGGUUCACCAGAGACGGUUGCGGUUCAUCAAGAACCCGAAGUGGAAGAGAAAUUUGUGGAGAUUGGGGGGGGAGAAGAGUCGUUGAUAACGGCGGAUGAGUUUAGUUGGUUUGGGGAAAUGGAAACGACGUCGUCUACGGUACUCGAAAGCUCCAUUUUUUCCGGCAGAGCGUCCACUGGAUUGGUGGAUCAUUCAAUUUCUAGUGACGUGGCAAUGCUUUUUCCAAUGGGGGAUGAUGACGUGGAUGAGUCACUCUUUGCGGAUCUAGGGGAGUUGCCGGAGUGUUCACUCGUGUUCCGGCGCGGCGGAGGUCGUGGAUUACCGGUGGAUGAACAACCGGCGGCAGCCCAGCGGCGGAUCACGCCUUGGUGUGGGACAACCACAUGAGAUCAGAUGUGCGGCUCUCACUUUGUUUGUAUAAUUCUAGGAGCAUCCUCCGCCAUUGAUGCCGGGAAAGUUUUCUUUUUUUCUUCUUCUUCUUCUUUUUCUUUUUUCUAAAUAUAUUUUUUUCGAAUAUGCAUUAUUAUAAAGAAAAGAAAAGAAAAAGAAAUUCUUGUCUAAUUUUAUUCUAAGGUUAAAUUACCAUUUUAAUCAGUCCUUAUUAGUUUGUGUUGAAUUCUAUUUGAGCUAUAUUAUUGUUUUAAAAUUUUCAAUUUUAGUCACUAUAAAUUUGGUUAAAAUUUUCGAAAAAAAUAUUAUUUUUAUCACUAAACCUUAAUAAACCACAUGCACAGUGACAAAUUCCUUAAGAAGGUGGUGUAGGUUUGGAUAAAAGUAAUAGUAUUUUGAGAAUUUUAAUCAAAAGAUUAUAGAGUUGGAGAAAUUGAAAAUUUUAAAUUAGCUAAAAUGGUAAUUUAACCUUACAAAUAAUUAUCAAUCUUUCUGUAAUUUAAGUGAUGAUAUUUAUCUCUGUCUUAAAUUCUUCUUCUUUGCUUUUGUUUGUGAUUUAUGUAUAUAUAAAUAAUCCUAAAUUUAUCA
Messenger RNA from Cucumis sativus (cucumber), 1587 nucleotides. RefSeq names its product probable WRKY transcription factor 65-like (gene WRKY6). Bases 142 to 996 code for a protein of 284 amino acids. NCBI's taxonomy places the organism in Eukaryota, Viridiplantae, Streptophyta, Magnoliopsida, Cucurbitales, Cucurbitaceae. The transcript is spliced from 3 exons. Gene Ontology annotation, cellular component: nucleus. The record is from RefSeq and is a predicted model, not a curated record. Gene Ontology annotation, molecular function: DNA-binding transcription factor activity; transcription cis-regulatory region binding. Gene Ontology annotation, biological process: regulation of DNA-templated transcription.